Molecule: messenger RNA, 735 nt
Organism: Sycon ciliatum
Lineage: Eukaryota; Metazoa; Porifera; Calcarea; Leucosolenida; Sycettidae
Product: glycogen-binding subunit 76A-like
Exons: 1
Coding region: 1-735 (244 amino acids)
Biological process (GO): regulation of glycogen biosynthetic process
Cellular component (GO): protein phosphatase type 1 complex
Molecular function (GO): glycogen binding; protein phosphatase 1 binding
Source: RefSeq, a predicted model, not a curated record
AUGGCCGAGGGCAUUGGAAGCCCGCGUCAGAAGUCCUGGCCAUUAGCGAAAAAGCUAUCACCUGCUGUUAUUGAUGGAUUGCGGCGGAAUAAAUCGCUCCGAUUUGCAGACACGGAAGGGUUGCCAUUGGUGACAAUCUUUAACAUUCGUCGUGCUGACAGCUGUGAGUCAUUGUCUUCAUUGUCAUCAAAUAGCAGUAGCAUAAACGAUGUGAGUUCUACAGUGUCCGGUCCCGCUGCAUCAUGGCAGCGCAAACGACUGCCAGCCAGUAAAUUGUUUAGUGAGUUUCUGAGUGGCCUGCCGGCUUCGAGCAGUUCGUCAUCGUCGGAUUGUCCGAGCACUGUAGAUCGACGGCUGCGCUUUGUCCAGCGCCAGCCAUCGUCACUACCCGAUUUCCACCGCUCCCUGCAGCGCAAUUUGAUCAGCGUGGAGAAUGUGGCUAUCCGUGCUAUGACUGUGUUCGCUAUUGUGCGCGUGCGCAACAUUGCCUAUGAGAAGCAUGUUGCCGUCCGGUAUACCAUGGACAGUUGGAGUACGUCUAAGGACAUUCAGGCUAGUUAUGUGGAUGGGUCGUGUGACGGCCCCACCGAUCGCUUCUCUUUCACAGUACUUGUGGGUGAUGACUUUCCGGUCGGUGGCAAAGUUGAAUUUGCUGUCUACUUCCGAGCGUCUGGGGCAGAAUUUUGGGAUAACAAUGGAGGUGAGAAUUUUUCCGUAACAUGUGAGCAAAGGUAA